GUGCCGCCGGGCGCCGGGGGGAAGCCCUACGUGUGCCAGGCGUGUGGGAAGGGGUUUGCCCGCAAGUCGGACCUCAUGGUCCACCAGCGAAUCCACACCGGCGAGAAACCCUUCUCCUGCUCCGAGUGCGGCAAGAGCUUCAACCACCGCUCGGACCUGGUGGUCCACCAACGCACCCACACCGGCGACCGACCCUUCCACUGCGCCGACUGCGGGAAACACUUCAAGGGUCGCUCCACCCUCAUCCGGCACAAGCGGUUGCACACCGGGGAGAGACCCUACCGGUGCGACGAGUGCGGCAAGAGCUUCGGCUUGAGCGGAGACCUCGUCGCCCACCAACGUUUCCAUACUGGGGAGAAACCCUACAAGUGUCCGGAGUGUGGGAAGGUCUUCAGCAACAGCUCCAGCCUCCUUCGGCACCGCCGGCAGCACGCCGGGGAGAAGCCCUACAAGUGCCGCGAGUGCGGGAAGGGCUUCGGGCAGAGCACGGAUCUCAUCGCCCACCAACGUUUCCAUACUGGGGAGAAACCCUACAAGUGUCCGGAGUGUGGGAAGGUCUUCAGCAACAGCUCCAGCCUCCUUCGGCACCGCCGGCAGCACGCCGGGGAGAAGCCCUACAAGUGCCGCGAGUGCGGGAAGGGCUUCGGGCAGAGCACGGAUCUCAUCGCCCACUGGAGGACCCACACCGGGGAGAAGCCCUACCUGUGCCGGGCGUGCGGGAAGAGGUUCGGGCGGAGGUGUAACCUCAUGGUCCACCAACGGGUGCACGGAGCGGAUGGGCUCGGCCAACGGCGGCGUGGGAAGAGCUUCCCGAAGGACUCGGCUCUUCCCACCCGUUGCGAGGUCUCCGCGGAGGACGGCGCUGCCCGGUUGAGCGUCGGCGGGGACGCUGAGGAGAAAAACCAUUGA
Messenger RNA from Tauraco erythrolophus (red-crested turaco), 909 nucleotides. The record is from RefSeq and is a predicted model, not a curated record. NCBI's taxonomy places the organism in Eukaryota, Metazoa, Chordata, Aves, Musophagiformes, Musophagidae.